Capsella rubella is the source of this 4196-nucleotide messenger RNA. Its product is annotated as ankyrin repeat-containing protein BDA1. The transcript is spliced from 19 exons. Gene Ontology annotation, molecular function: protein binding. The record is from RefSeq and is a predicted model, not a curated record. Lineage: Eukaryota; Viridiplantae; Streptophyta; Magnoliopsida; Brassicales; Brassicaceae. Bases 2935 to 4032 code for a protein of 365 amino acids.
UCUUCUAUUCACUAUUUCCCGGCGGCGUCGGUCGGCUUUUCUCUCAAUUCUAUAUUUGUUUUUCAGUUUUUGUAUAUAUCCCGAUCAAUAAAACUUCUCUUCAUGGCGAGUUUUAAAAUCAAUUUUCAAAGUUAUGAAAACUAUCUUCAAUCUCGUUGGGAGAGUUACUUUCCGACGUUGUUAGUCCGACAAAAUUCCCGACCGUUCCGUGUCGAUUUCUUUUACGCUAGAGAAGACUCAUGGCGGUUUCCAGUUUCAAUCAAAAUUUCGAACCCGAUUUCCAAAACCGCCAUGGAAUUUCGAACCCGAUUUCACAAUUUCGAACCCGAUUUCCAAAACCGCCAUGGAAUUUUGAACCCGAUUACAAAAUUUCGAACCCGAUUUCCAAAACCGCCAUGGAAUUUCGAAUCCGAUUUCCAAAACUGUGCAAACGGAGUUUUAGGGUUUUAUCUUGGGGGAUUGAUAAAACGUACUGAUGAGAUCAGACCAAGCAGAGCUUGAGGGUGCAAAGAGAAGAGCUUGAGGGUUGAGGUUUAUAUAUCUGCUAAUGACUUAAUGUUGCGGUUAGGGUUUUGGUAUGAGUAAUCCAAUAUUGUUAAAGUUGAGCAACAAAUUCCAGAUACAAAUCUUGAUGUGAUGGUCUUAUAUAGCAAAGAAGAUUGUACCGAAACAGAAUAGAUCUUCUAUCCUAAACCAGAUAAGUUCAGGAUUGGAGAACUUUGUGCUUACUUGCAACCAGUCUGGACAAAGGACCUCAUAAAUUCUCUGGCACCAUGAAUUCUUUGACAAAUUAGAUACAGGGUUACAUGAUAAACAUGUGUUCAUUGAGGAUCUGGCAUGCAGAAGCUCACUCACAAGUCUCUAGCAUGACUAGUUGUUGACUGACAAAGAAUACAACUACAUAAGCUGAGCAACAAAUUGCAGAUACCAAACUUGAUGUGCUGGUCCUAGCAAAGGAAGUUGUACCACUUGUUGUCUUAAAUCAGAUAAGCUAUUGCCAUCUUAACGCAUCUUGAAUAAAAUAGACAAAGUUUUCUUAGUUUAUUUGAGUUGCGUAAAUAUUUGGGCAUGUGCAUUGGUUAUGGGAGUCAUCAUUAGAUUCUGCUAGCCAGUUCAUUUCACAGCAGUCUUCAUACUCACAAACUCAGAUUUUACUCGAACGAUUGUGACCAUAUAGAGCACUGCUCAUUGCAGAUAAAAUCAGGGCAUGCUCUUUCUCAAAAGCACUGCAGUCCUUCUGAAGACAAUUAGAGCUAAAGUGCCAUCCUUCUGUUUCUAGAUGAUAACGAAUACUAAUCUUCACGAUUAUGAGUUAAGUGGUGUAAUGUUUGCAUUGGUGCUCCAAGAAGAUCUGUACUUAUAUUUUGUUGUUGAAGAUGUCUAGAGAGAAUUCACAAGAAUUACUUAAAUUUUUGGUCCACCCAUUUAUAGUCAACAACCUUGACUGUAUUUUGUGUGUAACUGGUGAGGUGACAGCAGACACUAUAUCUAGUGAUGUAUUGAUCCUGGCCAAAAAGGUUGCACUAAAACUGAGUAAAGCCUAUUCGCAAUGCCCGCUCAUUUGCUCACAAAGUUAUAGUAUAAGUGCAAGAGAGUGUAAACAGCUAGAGGUAACAGACGCUACACGCCUCUACUAAACACUUUAUCACAAUGCUUGAGAGACAACCUCAAGAGUUCCAUCGGUCAGUUUCUUAAGUUCAGCUCUUCUUUCAGUAGUAGAUUCAUAGCCAAUGUGGCUAUCUCACUAAACAAGAAAUACGAUCUUCGUAAGGACUACAAAACACCUUAACACUGGAAUCUUGAAAUAACUUGUAGAAGAAUAAUGCAAGAUAAGUUGGUGCCGAUAAAUGUCAAUAGUUUUGAAAUAGUAAAAUAUCUUUUUAUGUUCAUAAAUCAGAAAAUUUACAUAAUGUCGCGCCUCAGGGAGACUGUAUUCUGCAAAGGGAGCUCUAAAAUGGUUGAGAGAUGAAGAGCUAACCCAAGAACCAUAACAAGAAACAUAUUUGUGGCGAACAUCAAAUAUUUUGAUGGUUACGAAUUGUUGUGAAGCCAAAACUUUCUGUGGACUUGAUUGCUGAAAAGGACAUUGAUAUUUACUACAAUGACAAGGCACUUUCUGCUGGAUUAGUUGGAAAUGUGAUUCCAUAAUGGCUUGAAAUUGCAGGUAUAUGGUAAUCUUGUUUCUCCAACUCAUGUUCUUGAGAAUGCAGAGGUCGUGGAGAGUGUCAUCUACAACGUUUGCCCUUUUCUUUUUGUCCUACGUCCCAAAAUUAUGAUUAGCUUCAUCAGCUCUACCUAAGUUUCACGAGCUCUCAUGUUUCUUCUUAUUGUCACAGCCCCUCUUAAGCAAAUAUGAACAGUGGUUGCAACAUGCCAAAACAAGGAGUGCGGGACACAAGAUUAUGAGGGUGUAUUUGUUUACUUGAUGUUUAUUGGCUUACUUUUACUAAUUCUUCAUGUCUCUCCUCUUGUUCCAGUUCCUAUGGGAGAAAGCUACAGUGACUUGUGGCGGACUCUGAUAGUGAUGCAGAAGAUUCAAGACAGAGCCUAAAAUGGAGGGAGAAAUUCCUCGACAAUGUCAAGCAGUUCCAGUCACAAGACAAAAGCAAAGAUACAUCACAAGGAAAAGGCAGAUAUACAACACCCACUUCUCAAAAUGGAAGUGUUUUGGAUCCAAAAGACAGUUGGCGAGAGAGUGGAAUUGCCUCAUGGCAUCAUCUCGAAGGUCACUACAUCGAAUGGCUAGGUACAUGUAUAGUAUCCUUGAUAUAAAAAUCUAUGAAAUGGAUCGAAAAGGCAUAAUCGCAGCGGUUACAACAGUCCUUGCAGCGGAAGGCAUUGCAGUAUGUUCUUGUUUGGUCUUCGUCCACUAAGCAGUAACCCGUGUCUCUGUGGAUAUGUAAUUCCCAGCUAAACGUGUCAGGGUUCAGCCCUAUGCAUUUAGCCUUACAAAACAACCACGUUCGAACGGUGAGAGGGUUUGUGGCAAUCUACAGCAGCUUAGUUAGCAUCAAGGGAAGAGGAAGGAUUACUCCUUUGCAUCAUGUGGCUCGAAUAGGUGAUGCCGAAUUGUUGAGUGAGUUCUUGCUUGCUUGUCCUUCUUCUAUAUACGAUUUGACGAUUAAGUGUGAGACUGCUGUGCACAUUGCUGUGAAGAACUAUCAAUUUAUGGCGUUUAAGGUUCUAUUGGGAUGGAUUAAGCGAGUAAACAGGAAGGAAAUCUUGGACUGGAAGGAUGAAGAUGGUAACACAGUCUUCCAUAUUGCUGCAUUGACAGAUCAGAAUGAGGUUAUGAAGUUGCUGCGUAAAACCGUUAAAGUAAAAGCCAAGAACCUGGCUGGCAAAACCGCGAUGGACAUACUUCAAACUCACCAAUCUCCUUGUCUCCCCGUAGCAAAAAAACUUCUCCAAAGUGCUAAAGAAAGACUAUUUUGUGGUUCCACAAUGACUCUUGCGGAAUAUUUGAGCAAAGAACUAUCGUUCAUUGAGAAACGGAACACUCUCUUGGGGCUGAGCAAUUUGAGCAUGACUAGAGACAGGUCUCUAAACAUUAGUGACCCCCGCAAUGCAAUACUUGUGGUGGCUAUACUCAUAGUAACAGCUACAUACCAGGCUGGUCUCAGUCCUCCAGGCGGAUUUUGGCAGGAUACUGAUUUGUCAAACCAUAGUCACAUUGCUGGGCAGAUGACUAUGCCGUUCAUCCCUGCCUUUUACUUUAUCAGCCUCAACGGAUUUGCCUUCUUAUCAUCUCUAUAUGUGAUCAUAAUCAUCAUAAUUGGACUUCCCAACUGGAAGUUAAUCUAUGGUUCAACGGCGGCUUUAAGUAUCGCUGUUUUAGCAUCAUACGACACUAUAUUCCCGGUUCCAAAUGUCCCAGAUGAGACAAUCCCAGAGCUCAUCUUCGUCGCUGCAUACCCACUUAUUAUAGGAAUCAUGAUGUUUGCUACAUUCAUGACGUUCAUUGUUGAUAAACGUCGUCGGCACCAAGUAGACUUCCCAGCCAGCUGCUUUAGCUCAUCUCAGGAGCCAUGAGAAGUGUAUAAGUGUUUACGUAACGAGUUUUGUAGACUAAACUUCACUUAUAGUUAAACAAAACAUUUGUUUUGCUAUCUUGUUGUUCUUUUCUUCUACAGAAAUCUAAAUGCCAACAGAACAAACAAGAAUUUCAAUAACUAAUCAUCCCAUACUUAUUUGCU